CGCAAUGUGGCUGAAAAAGGAACGCGCUCUUUUGGGUUGGCCCCACUUAUAAACUAAUUACUAUAUAAAUGCUAAGCCUGGAUAGAAGCAUCUAUCGUAAAGACAUUCUUCUCUAAUUUUGUGGAACUGUAGUUGCUGGAGAGAGAUGGAGGCUGAUAAAAACGGCGGCUCAUCAGAGCACCCAAAUUGUUCAUAUGUUCUAACUGUAACAAGGAUACUGGAAGAAGAGAGCAAACAUAUGGUGUUAAAAACGUGUAGCCAAGUAUCGAAGAUGGCUAGGCGAGGAGUGCCAGUUACUGACGAUCUAAUUCGUAAAAUGGUAAUUGAGGGUUUUCAACCUGAUGCAGAGAGGCUUUGGUGCGAAGGGACUCGGAAAGAGUUUCCAGAGGAAAGGAGCUUACAGCUGAAGUUCUUAGUUAAUAAAGUAGCCGAUACUGUGACAGGGAAGGAGCUUAAAGGGUUAAAAGGUGAGUGCCUGAAGUUGGCUCUGCUUGAUUCGAACGGGCAUACUGUGACUCAUGGCCCUGGAUCUUCUGCAAAGGUGGAGAUACUACUUCUUGAGGACAAUGGUGGUGGUGAUGAAAGUAACAUGACUCAUGAAAAAUUUGAGACGAGCAUUAUUCAAACAGGAGAUAAGAAGAAGCCUCACAUUUCUCCUAAAAGUGGCGAUAUAUUUCUCAAGAACGGUGUUGCAGAUUUGAAAGGUAUCAAGUUGGGACACGACAAAGAUUGGAUCAAGGUGUGUAGCUGCAGGCUGGGAGCGAGGAUUGGGCAGAAUCUUGAAGGAACCACGGUGCAUGAAGCAUGGACCGCGCCCUUUGAGAUCAGAGAUAAGCGCCACAAACAGUAUGAGAAAGAUCCCUAUCCAUAUCUUACUUCUGAAGUUUGGAGAUUGACGGGAAUUGGCAGGAGUGGAAAGCGCCGUGAUAGACUGAGAGAGAAAUACAUCGAGACAGUGCAAGAUUUUCUGUUUUGGUACCAUGUCAAUCCUGAGGAGCUCCAAAACACAAUAUUAAAUGUCGGUGAUGGCAGAUGGAAGACAAUAGUGAGUCAUGCUCAGGCCUGCAAAAUUGAUCGUGAAAAGAUGUUUUGUCACAAAUCAUCGAGUGAACCUCAAAGAUGUGUUAUUUAUGAUUGUGUGGGAAAACUCAAGGGGGAAAUGAUAGAGUCCCAGUUUGUUGGGAUUGAUAAUAUGUGUGCUGAUAAAAAGGAUGAUGCACUCAAGUUACUGAGAUCUGUAUUACAAAGAGCCUCUGCAUUAUAUGAUGAUGAAAAUGAGUUUACAUGCCCAACUGGAUCAAAAGAAAGAGGAGAGGUGUCCAAACCUGAUGCUCAACUCACCCCUCUUCAUAAUUCAGAUAUUCUAGGAGACAUGCUAAGACUACCUCCGGAUCAGACAAGCGCGCAAGAAGAGGCUGAUGCCGAUAAACUGUUAGCAUCUGCUUGCCAGAAUUGGGGGCAGGUAAAGGCCUUUGAUGAUCAGAAUUCUCUUCAGCAGCACCUAGCUGGUUUGAUUCCAUAUAUUGGCGGAUCGAGCAGUAGUAUACAUUUGGACACUUCAUGUCACAGUUUCGACCCGAUGAUGAGCUUUCUUGGAGAAGCUUUCUUUGCAGGCGCUGAUGAGUUCAUGCGCGAUACCUUUGGUUACGAGCAUGGCCUAAUGAACGGGUGGAAUGCAGCAUCUGAGGUGGUUGAUGGUGAGAGAAAGGGAUGGAAAAUAUUGCUCAUUGUUUUGAAAUUUAGGAAGAGGGUGGUUUUAGAUGUUAGUCCAAUCAGAAAGAAAUCGAGAGUUGGUUAACGAUAAUGUUAUCAUGGAAGGGAAGGGUAGCAUUUAGAGUGCUGGAUUGUUGAACUUGAACUUGAACUUGUUUGAUCAACUGUAUGAUUUGAUUCAUAAUUUUUAAAUUGUGGAUUUAUAUUCUCUAAUCA
This is a messenger RNA of Salvia splendens (bonfire salvia), 1929 nucleotides long. Its product is annotated as calmodulin-binding protein 60 A. Lineage: Eukaryota; Viridiplantae; Streptophyta; Magnoliopsida; Lamiales; Lamiaceae. Gene Ontology annotation, molecular function: sequence-specific DNA binding; DNA-binding transcription factor activity; calmodulin binding. The transcript has 9 exons. Gene Ontology annotation, cellular component: nucleus. Gene Ontology annotation, biological process: regulation of salicylic acid biosynthetic process. The record is from RefSeq and is a predicted model, not a curated record. Bases 146 to 1798 code for a protein of 550 amino acids.